Eruca vesicaria subsp. sativa (arugula) is the source of this 648-nucleotide messenger RNA. NCBI's taxonomy places the organism in Eukaryota, Viridiplantae, Streptophyta, Magnoliopsida, Brassicales, Brassicaceae. The record is from the annotation of a GenBank genome assembly.
AUGGAAAAUCAAGCGCCUCCUUCUCUUCUAGAAACCCUCCCCCAAGAGCUCCUCACCGAUAUCCUUGCUCGCGUUGCUGAAUCUUCAGUUCGAGACCUAGCCCCUUGCUUAUUGGUCGCCCCAAUAAUCACCUCAGCCGUCAAUGAUGAUCAUGUCAUCAAGAACCUCAACCUUCGCAGGCAAGCCAGGAACCCUUUGAGAACGUUUUUUCGUUAUCAAAAACUAAUGAAGAAAUCACUGAAGAGUGAUCAUCCAGCUGCACAUUACGUUGAAGGAAUCAAACAAUUCUUCAUCUACGACAACAGACACAAAGGGUUACUCCACCUAAAGAAGGCUUCCGAAGGGUCAUACGACAAUGCUACCUAUCUCUAUGGUAUCCUAAAGUUGUGCAUGGGGAGGAUUGAAGAAGGUAAGGCUGUUCUAGCCACCCUUGGAUGGGAAACAGACAAGCGCCGGACUAACGAGGCCUGGAAUGAAGUUAAGAAAUCCAUGAGGGUUGUUUUUGUCAUUAAGAAACCAGAGUACCUUGCUUCUUUGAGGAACAACCAACCACCACUGAGUUGCCACAAAAACGACAAAGACAACAUUUGUGCAAGCUGCUUCCAUUACAAGAUGAUGCGCAAGUUCAUCGGAUUUGUCAGCCAGUGA